Gigantopelta aegis is the source of this 6181-nucleotide messenger RNA. Its product is annotated as neuralized-like protein 4. The coding region runs from base 1 to 4440 and encodes 1479 amino acids. The record is from RefSeq and is a predicted model, not a curated record. Gene Ontology annotation, molecular function: ubiquitin protein ligase activity. NCBI's taxonomy places the organism in Eukaryota, Metazoa, Mollusca, Gastropoda, Neomphalida, Peltospiridae. The transcript is spliced from 28 exons.
AUGGCUGCGUUACCGCAGUUUCACAGCCGAACGGGAACACUUGUAACCCUGUCUAAUGACAAUCGCACUGCUAAACGAAAUCACCCGACUCAAGAAUUUAACAACGGGGUUAUUCUUGGUGCAGAUCCUUUAAAAGAUGGUCAAAUUUUUGAAGUCCGAAUUGACAAAAAAGUUAAUUCAUGGAGUGGAUCUAUUGAGAUUGGGGUGACAACCUGCAAUCCAAACAAUCUAAACUUCCCGAUUAGUGCGACGGGUUUCCGCGAAGGAACAUGGGUGAUGUCGGGAAGCUCAAUACUCAAAGACGGGCAUUCAAUGAUCGAGGAGUAUGGCUGUGAUCUUGACCAGUUGUCGGAGAACGACCAAGUUGGUGUCAUGAGAACAUCUCAGGGUGUUUUGCAUUUUUUCGUGAAUGGCAUCGACCAAGGAUGUGCUGCAACAGGUAUUCCCCCACGAGUCUACCCAGUUAUUGAUAUGUAUGGCAAGUGUUCCCAGAUUUCGAUUGUCGACAGCACUCGCCGAGAGUCGAACUCGGCGACAUCAGUCCCUGUAGUCAGUACAAACCUAAUGACCAACGAGCUCGCAAAUGAGUUGGCGAAUGAAUUUCUGGCCGAAUUAUCCAAUCAGAUCGCAAACGACCUUGCUGCGAGUCGUGAACUUGCGUGUAACUCUAACUCUGACGAUGACGGGAACUCGAACGACCGCCUGCGGUUCCACGAGACAUGCGGGACGCUGGUCAGACUGAGUAACAACAGACGGACGGCAGAACGCCGCCGACCGAUGGAUGAGUUUAACAAUGGUGUCGUCAUGACGAACAGACCCCUCAGAGAUGACGAGUUGUUCGAGAUUCGCCUUGACCGGUUGGUUGACAAGUGGUCGGGUUCUAUCGAGGUGGGAAUUACUACACACAACCCAUCGAACCUCGAGUUUCCAGCCACUAUGACCAACAUGAGAUCUGGACACCAGUCAGGAACGAUAAUGAUGAGUGGGUGUGGUAUUCUCACCAACGGGAAAGGCACGCGGCGCGAGUACGGACAUUUUAAUCUGGACGAGUUGACGGAGGGAGACCGCAUUGGGUUGAUCAGGAAAGCAGGAGGUUGUCUUCACUACUACAUCAACGGUCUUGACCAAGGAGUGGCGUCCACUACGACCCCCACUCAGGUCUGGGGCGUGGUCGACCUCUACGGAAUGGCUGUCAAGGUCACGAUCAUCGACAGGCAGGAUCCGUCGUAUCCGAACGAACUGUCGGCACCAUUCCCGGAAACGAGGGCGAUAACUGCAGAUGUGGCCUUGAGACAUUUUCAGGGUGUUUCUGAAGACGAGUUAGCUUUCGAAGAUGAGAGUGAGAAGCUGAUGUUUAACCCACAGUGUGGCGCUCACGCUUCGGUCAUCAAUGGUCAGAGGACGGCCCACAGACCAAAUGCGCUUGAUGAUUUCAACAAUGGAGUUGUCCUCACCAGCCGAACUCUUCGGCCCAGCGAGGUGUUUGAGGUGCGACUUGACAAAAUGGUGGACAAGUGGGCGGGUUCAAUAGAGAUCGGAUUGACAACACAUUCUCCUGGGGAUCUCGACUUCCCAUCUACGAUGACGAACAUCCGGUCCGGCACGUGGAUGAUGACUGGAAACGGCGUCAUGCAUAACGGGACCACCGUCAUAGACGAUUAUGGACAGAAUCUCGAUCGGUUGAAGGUGGGAGAUCGUGUAGGUGUGGUGAGGAAGCCAGACGGAACGGUCCAUUUUUCAGUGAAUGGUAUAGACCAGGGCGUGGCUGCAUCAAACGUCCCGGACAACGUGUACGGUGUUAUUGAUUUAUACGGACAGGCAGCUCAGGCGACCAUUGUUAGCCAGUCAGACUUCCUGAGCUCUCCAGAAAUGGAGUCGAGUGUUUUCACCGAAACCGACGACCUGCGAUUCCAUCAACUGCACGGCAACAACGCCACCAUCCUUAACAACGGCAAGACGGCAGUUCGUCCCAACGCCAACGGGGACUUCAACGAUGCCAUCAUCGUCAGUAGCCGACCGCUGAGAGAUCACGAGCUGUUUGAGGUUGUCAUUGAGAGGAUGGUGGAACGAUGGUCUGGGUCCAUAGAAGCAGGUCAGAUGGGGUCAUCAGUGAAUUGCCCCCAAAAGCGGCCAUCACGCAAGAGCCCAGGUUUUAGAGUUGGUGUGACGCUGAUAAAACCCGAAGAUCUCGAAUUCACACACACGAUGACAGACAUCAACUAUUCCACAUGGAUGCUCAGUGGAUCCGCGAUUAUGAAGGAUGGGUGUGCGAUAUCAACCAUCCGCAUCGCAUACCCGCUAGAUCUGGACACCGUCACGGUCGGCACUCGAAUCGGAAUGAUGCGAUGUUCUGACGGAACGCUACACUACUUCCUCAAUGGGGAGGACCAGGGGGUAGCGUGUACGGAUAUCCCACCAGAUGUGUAUGCUGUGAUAGACCUGUACGGGCAGUGUGCCCAGGUCACUAUUACUGGUGGAUCCAGCCUGCUGCCUUCCGACAAUCACCUCCUUACAGGGGAAACAGAGUUUUCACUGUCAUCACCCGGCAAUUCAGAGGUGACCCAUCGCUUCAGUAACUGCUGUGGCAAAAACAUUGUGAUAAAGAAUAACGGGAGCUCAGCGUCUCGUAUCCGAAACUUUAACCAUGGAGUGGUGUUCAGUUCGGAGCCUUUGAAGCACGAUGAGUUAUUUGAGGUGAAGGUGGAGCAGAUAUCGAAGCAGUGGUCGGGCUCCAUGCACAUCGGCCUGACGACGAUGGCGAUAUCGGACUGCACCCCCGUCUCCCAGGUCCCUUCCCUCGCGGAGGAACUCACCUCCAAGAUCACGUGGAUCGUGUCCGGGUCAGAGGUCAAGAAGUGCGGAGUCACCAUCAAGGAGAAUUACGCCCCUUCGUUGGAGAGAUUGGAGAUUGGUAAUCGUGUUGGACUGCGGAGAUGUUCUGAUGGUACGAUGCAUAUUUAUCUUAACGGAGAAGAUCUUGGAAUUGCUGCUUCUAAUAUUCCAAAGAAUGUGUUUGCUGUGAUAGACUUGUACGGCGCGGUGGAGACGGUCAGUAUUAUCAGUAGUGCAGCGUGCGACAGUCCAGGCACCCCGAGAUCGCUGCCCACCGAUGACAGCAGUGGACACCAGGUGGACCAAGACAGAGACAUGUGUUUGCCAACCAUAAAUUUACCUAGUUUCCAUGGCAACCACGGUAAGAACAUUUGUCUGAGUGGUGGCAACAUAACGGCCAGUCGACAGAGCAGUUACAAUCAGGGAAUCGUGGUCACCAGCAAAGCGUUACCUCGCAAGAAGAUCUUUCAGGUUCGGAUUGACAAGCUGAAUCCGAAAUGGAGUUCAUCAAUCAUUGUGGGAGUUUUAGGUUUUGUUCCGGACAGAUACAAUUUCCCUGGGACGGCCAUCAGUAUCAAAAAAUCUGCAGUGGUCAUUCAGGGCGAUUCUGUCUUCACCAGUGGCAAUAAGAUCAAAGAGCGGUAUGGUCCGAACCUUGAUAAUCUACAGGUCGGCCAUUUUGUUGGUGUUGUUGUCGACGACGACAAUUGUCUCCACCUCUACGUGAACGGCGUCGACCAGGGCGUCGCAGCAAGGGACAUUCCCAACUCCUGCUACGCCCUCGUCGAUGUUUACGGCCAGUGCGAACAGGUUACGAUAGUAGGAGAUGACGUGAACAACCUCCCACCCUUAAACAGUGGGGACGAUCGAGAAAAAGCAGAUAUAGAUGAUGUGGUCAAAGAGAAGAUAGGUACGAAGCUGUGUAACGAGUCAAACAUUCUGCGGAACUGUGAAUACCAGAAUCUGUGUUCCAGACUGCGCACCUCACUCGGGUUGCCAGAUGGCUAUUUUGACGGGCAGUGCAACAUGUGUUUUUGUGAAACAUGUCACAAAAUCAGGGGAGAUAACCUGUACCAUUGUCGGGGUGAUCCUCCGAGAGAUUACGCUAUUCCAUACGGAUGGUGCAGAUUCGUUUUAACUCCACAGAAUAAGGCACAUUCUUUGAAUGUUUACGAGAAAUGGCACGCAGCCUAUCAUGGUGCAUGCAUGGAAUCGGUUCGCAGAAUAUUAGAUAACGGAGAUCUUCUUUUACCUGGUGAUUCGACGUCGAGUAGCAGUAUUCUGAUUCCACAGCCACAAGUAUUUACGGAGAAAUCGAAACCCGACAGUUUCGGUGGUUGCCAAAUCUCUUUCUCACCAACAGUCCGGUAUGCUGGGUCUCCCGAGUUUUCUCCAAAACAAAGAUUCGUUGAUCCAAAGACAAAGAAAAUUUACCAGGCCCGUGUCGCUUUCCAACUGUGGGUUAAACCUGGUUCGUACAAGGUGGGGCCAGAAACCAUAGCAACCAGUGACAGGAUUGAUCCACAUUUCAACAACAAUGAACUCGAGUGGGCCACCAAAGAACGAGGUUCAACCAUGCUGUAUGCCCUUUUACUUAAAGUGGAAUGACCCAUGUCAUAACCCUCUCGACUUAAGUGGAAUGGCCAGUGUCAUACAUCGUCUAACUUACUUCAGUAUCAGAAGUUGGAUAACAUGUUUACCUAGGUAACCGAUUGUUCGGUUUUGUAAGCGAUACCUGCAUACCUAAUCAAUUACUUAAAAGUGGCAUUGAAAUUGGUGAUAAUCUGAAGUUUGCGAUUUUUGGUUCCAGAAAUAUGGAAUGGUUCGCCAUGUUACCAUUUGGUAUUUCAUGCAAAUUAAAAGUUGCUUAACCGACACCAAAGCAGAACAACAAUUCUCGUGAAAUAUUGCGCCUUGCUUACAUGGGAACGAGGUAGUCCUACGACUUACAAUUUCAACUGGAAUGACUUAUGUCGAUCAAUCUCAAACUUAAGCGGGAAAAGUCAUCACCCAUAUGAUGAUUUAAAAGCGGUGACUAAUGCCAUACACCCUCUAACAAAGAGUGGAAUGAUCGACUCAUGCAGGGUUUUCAUUAUGUUUUGAGAGCAUAAAGCUGUUCGAGAAGACUAGGGAAGGAAGAGGUAGAUAAAUUAAUACACGGUAUCUUUCGAAGUAUACGGCUGAGAAAAACAGAUAGAUGUAUCUACUGAACAUAAGGAGGUGCAUAUUUGUAAUUGUGGAAAGUAGUUAGCAGCAUAAGUGUACCAGACAUGGUGUGUGUGUGUUUUUGGGGGGGGGGGGGGGGGGGUACAUUUGCCAGUGCAAAUUCUCAAAUUCAGACAAAAAAGAUAUUCAGGCAAAAUUAGCUUCCCUGAAACCUUUUCACCAUGUAUUUCCAUCACCAUACCACCAAUAUUAGUUGUAAUCCAUGUAAACAUUUGUAGUGAUCCGUUUGCAACCCAGUAUUAGCUGUUUGGCAGUAAUGCUAAUAUGAGUAAAUGUUAUCCAGAUUCAGGCAUUUUUGUUCAGUUCUGGCAAAAAAUGGUCUACCCCCUACAAAAAUUGGAGCCCGUACACCUAUUGUUAGCAGUAUGGUUAGCAGUGACAACAGCAGGUGCCACCAAAAAUUAACAACUAUUGUGUAGUAAGGAACACACUGCUAUGUCAUAUAACUUAUAUUUUAAAGGGUAAUGGCCUUUGGCCCUGUAAUAUAAAAGUGGAAUGGUCUGUCUCAUACACCCUUUGACUUAAAGAGUGGAACAAGCCAUGCAGUAUUCUUGUUUAUUUAAUGGUAGAAUAAGCUAUAUGUAUGACACACCCCUUUAUUUAAAGUGGACUUAUCUAAUAAAUCCACUAUAUCUGUUAUGUGAAGAAUUUGUUGCAAACGAGAGUGAUGACAUUUUGAACUGUUUAAAAAAUGUGUUCAUUAAUGUUACGUAACACUUGGAAACAAUCAUGUUGAGGUGGAAGAAUAAAUGUAUUGCUUAUACUUUAAAAAACUAAAAAAAUGGUGACACUUGUUACUUAGGAAAAUGGUGACACUUGUGACUUAGGCAUAAUAGUGUGUGCGAUGCCUGGGAACAAAUGUAGUGGUCGUAAAGAAGAAAAUGCUGAUCUGCAGGUUUAGUUGUGCAAGUAGCGAAAAAUAAAGCGUGAGGUCUAAGGUCGACGGCGGUCACGUUUCGCGCCCUCGGUUUGGCUUAGUACACAGUAAAUAUAACACAUCCAAUGGUAAUUUUUUAAUAUGAUAUAUUUGACAAAAGGUACUUUUUAUUUUAUUUCUUUCAUCUUUUAAAAUUUAAACUUAAUAUUUUGUGCGUUGUCUGCUUGUUAUAGAAUUUUGACAAGG